AAAUUAAUUAACAAAUCAAUUUUAUUGUAAUAUCGUAGAGGUAACAGAUUGAAAAAAUGACGUCUAGACAAAAUUCAGAAAAACUUGUGAACCAGAUGGAGACGUUCAUCGAGAAUGUUCGGCAAAUCAAUAUUAUGGUGUGCAACUUUCAGCCCCAAGCUCAGCACAUUCUUAAUCGGAAGAUCCAAAAUAUCGUUACGGAUUUGCAAGUGAUUAAUAAUCUGAAGGACUCGGUGAAAGAUAUGCGGAUACCAGUGGAAGUACUCAAGUACGUUGACGCUGGGCAAAAUCCUCAUUUGUUCACGAAGGACUGCAUUGACAAGGCAAUGAUUAAGAAUCAGGAGCUAAAAGGCAAAAUUGACUCGUACAAGAAAUUCAAGGCCAAUAUGCUGCUCGAGAUCAAUAAGUAUUUUCCGAAAGAGGUUGAAAAAUAUCGAGCUAUACGCAACGACAAUAAUGACGAUUAAAGUGACAGUAUUGAAAUUACACAAACGUGGUAAUGCAGAUUUCAACACUA
Molecule: messenger RNA, 517 nt
Organism: Ceratosolen solmsi marchali
Lineage: Eukaryota; Metazoa; Arthropoda; Insecta; Hymenoptera; Agaonidae
Gene: MED10
Product: mediator complex subunit 10
Exons: 1
Coding region: 57-467 (136 amino acids)
Biological process (GO): regulation of transcription by RNA polymerase II
Cellular component (GO): mediator complex
Molecular function (GO): transcription coregulator activity
Source: RefSeq, a predicted model, not a curated record